CAAACUGCUCGUAGUUGUUCAUGAAACACCUUCAUGACGGAUUUAUGCGCAGGGCUGUAAAAGUUAAUCGCCGGCUAAUAGGAGCUUAUCGCUGGUAUUACUGGUAUUACUGAUACUCUCAAGUAGUUUUGGGAAAAUCCAAAAAAUCAUUCACAACCAACGAUUCCAUUAUGGAGGACUGGAAGAUAACGCCGGAGGAGCUUAUCCGACUACGGGAAAGCUGUCUUCAGUGCAUCCGCGAUGGAGAACUCUACGAGCUGCGCAAUGAUGCCAAACUAAGGGCUGUUUAUAGCACCCAAAACUACGAGGAAUUCAAGGAUAUAGUGGAUGCGGCUCAUCUGCGUCCAGUUACCAGAAGGGACAAGGCCAAUGCCCAGACCAAGAACCGACUAUGGAACUCGGCCGCCCGCGAUUGAUUCGAUUCCCCAAUAAAGAAGAAAGCAACGAGUUGAGUUA
This is a messenger RNA of Drosophila gunungcola (fruit fly), 456 nucleotides long. RefSeq names its product coiled-coil domain-containing protein 103. Lineage: Eukaryota; Metazoa; Arthropoda; Insecta; Diptera; Drosophilidae. The transcript has 3 exons. Bases 171 to 416 code for a protein of 81 amino acids. Gene Ontology annotation, biological process: determination of left/right symmetry; inner dynein arm assembly; epithelial cilium movement involved in extracellular fluid movement. The record is from RefSeq and is a predicted model, not a curated record. Gene Ontology annotation, cellular component: outer dynein arm.